Annulohypoxylon maeteangense is the source of this 1404-nucleotide messenger RNA. RefSeq lists its product as uncharacterized. The coding region runs from base 269 to 1210 and encodes 313 amino acids. The record is from RefSeq and is a predicted model, not a curated record. NCBI's taxonomy places the organism in Eukaryota, Fungi, Ascomycota, Sordariomycetes, Xylariales, Hypoxylaceae. The transcript has a single exon.
UGAAUGGGUAAAGAUGCCUAUAAACUGUGAUAUGGAUGCCCUUUAGGAAUCGGAAUUUACUCAGGUACGUGGUAUAUCUUCACUCUAAAGCCCGAUGUCAGGGACUAGAAGCAAAGAGCCUGACUUGGUCAAUAUAACCAUAUCAUGCAAGUCAUAAGAAAAGAACCAUGGAAAUAAUAUAUAUAUCCAACUCUAGCAGCUAUUGGAGUAUUCUCAUUUCGCCAGCUUGAUUUACGGGUUCAAUCAAAACUUAGCUAUCGAAACGACAAUGGAACAACCUCCACAACCAACACCUUCGCCAUUCCACGGAAGAAUUAAAGUGUACGACACACUCGACGGUAGCGAUGUACACUGGACCCAACCGCGACGCGUCCACCUCCACAGGAGGACACCAUCGGGAGAUACAUUAUGCUGCGCUUCCGUCACCAUAGGCGGCCUCGUAGAAGACGCGAACCUGUACCUCCUCGGGUUAACCUCCGACCGUCUUGUACCCGAGUCCGAAACGCAGAUCGAAGAGCACACUGACACGAACGAUGGAAACUGCGUCUGUGUCGGGUUCGUGAAGCAUACGAGUCGAAACCUACACUACACAUUAAUCAACAUAUCCCUCGAUAUGAACAACAUGGACCCGAUCCAAGACGGCACGGACUACAUCUCGACGGCCUCCUCAUACAAAGCCACGCUCCACCCCGUCCUCGUUAGACAGCAGCACAUGAAAGCCGACCUGGUCGUCAUGACUCGCACUCGCAACCAGGAAGUCAUGACCGGCCGUAUCAUCUCCUUACCGACCAAAGUCGCGCGACCGGCAUAUGUAGGAACCGGCGAACUCAUGGUCGCGUCCUUCGACCCUUCGCGCGGCCGUGUUCCGUCGAACAUAGACGUAGGCACGUGGGUGUACGUGAAGAAGCCUGAUUCCGGCAACAACCCCAGAACCAACGGCAUAAGGGAGUUGCACCACCUAGUAGAUGGCACGAGCUACGUCGGGGUCUUCGAGACGGGCGAUGAGGACUACUAUAUCGGGAGCCAUUACAUCCCCGUUGUGCUCCUCGGGCACAUCGUCGAGGUCUGCGACAACGGGGAUAGGGAGGCGAGUGUCAGAGUAACGAUCCAAGGCGCGUACGAGGUCUUGACUGAGAUGUUCGUCCGUCGUGGAGGCCCGGAUUACCCUGAUGGCAUCGUACGGGGUCCUGCGGGUACUGACACGUUGUAGAUUCCCACAUGGAGCGAUGCGGCAAGCAAUAUUGCGACCUACUUGCCUACAUUCCCCCCCUGACUUGUGGAGGGAGGUCGUGAUACGCCUCGUUCUUGGCGGUGAUGUGGAACAUCGAUGAGACGCAUUGUUAGGCGAGGUGGGAAACUAUUAUGUACAUAGGCUAUGAAUACACCCAAUGGAAAUAUUGAACU